CGGCAUAAUAUUUUCUAUUGCGUUUCGGCGAACAGAACAGCUAACAACGUUAAGACACACUACCAUGUGGUGUCUUAUGCGGGAUUUCUUGUUCAUCGCGGCUUUGUGCGCUUUGUGUCGUCGACCGACGGCUGUCGCGGGACAACCGGAAUCGCCAACGACCACGGCAACAGCUUUUGAAGACAAAAUCGGUGCCACUCAAAGGCCAAACGCCGGUUCGAGAAACGACACGGUUGGCUCGGACAUACUAAAACAGGUUUUAUCAAAAAAAUGUUUGCACCAUUAUACGAUGACCUGUCUAAAGCUGGAUCUGGUCAGAUUGAUCGACCGGCUGGGAACGGCACGAGCCUAUCAGCUGGUGCCUGGCAUUUCUAUUGUACGUUCGACCGACGCUAAUCAAACCAAUGGUCAUCAGACCCAUCAUCACCACCAUCAUCAACUUAUUCCACCAGAAGUGAUUAGGUCGUUGGUACGCGGCAACGAGUCCAACGAAGAACUCGACGGGUUUCUCAUGGAAAAGGCGGACGGCUACCUAAAUACAUUGUCCAUAAGCGUCAAGCUGGUUGACUCUUCGAUAAUGGAUAACAUUCGAAAACUAAGCAGUCAAGUGCUCGCGAACAUACUACCAAGCAACUUAUUACAAACAGGACGAGGCAAAAAGCAUGGUAUGCACGCCGCUCUAUGGUCAGCUGGCACCUUGGCCGCUAUCGGUUUCGCCGCUCUUGCAGCCAUGUCGGGCAAAGCGCUGAUGACCGCAAUGCUGGCGUUAGUGUUGGCCGCCAUUUGCGCCCUUAGGGGCCAUGGUGGAGGCGGAGGAGGCGGCGGUAGCGGUAAGACGUCGCACUAUGAGAUCAUCACCAAACCGGCCAUCUACGAUCACGAUCACCUGGUGCACGGUGCCAGCUACUCAUCUGCACCAUACAGUUAUGCCAGACACCUCAACAUGGACGACGGCGACGGUGGACGAUCAGUCGGAGCGCCUCAACAUAUCAGCGUUGUCCACGCCGACUCGGCUGGGCCCAUUCAACCGCUUCAGGACACCGAAGACUCACCACAACAGCCUUACCCGUUGUCACCCAUCACUUACAUACCGACAAACAACACUUAAUCGGCCACUGGUGCCUCUACACGAACUUUAUUAAUUUAUUUUUAUUUAUUUAUUUAUUACAAAUUAUACCUACAUGUAUAUAUAUAU
This is a messenger RNA of Adelges cooleyi (spruce gall adelgid), 1195 nucleotides long. RefSeq lists its product as uncharacterized. The coding region runs from base 65 to 1108 and encodes 347 amino acids. NCBI's taxonomy places the organism in Eukaryota, Metazoa, Arthropoda, Insecta, Hemiptera, Adelgidae. The record is from RefSeq and is a predicted model, not a curated record. The transcript is spliced from 3 exons.